GAGGAAAAUUGUCAAGAGAUGGACAUUCGAAAAAUAGAAAAUCUCCAACUAAACCGAAAGAAUUGAAACAUUUUCGGAUUUUUUCAUUUCAGAUGCGAGCAGCAAACGGUUAACAAAGGUGCGCGCUCGACCCGCCUUUAGAAAUCUUUAGAUCUUGAGGUCUUGAAACGGAAAAUUCGUAACGGGCGUGUUCACAUUUCACCAGGGGAAUCGUCACUAACCCAAUACAUACACACACGGGGCCAAAAAACAAAACCAAGAUGCAAAGAAAAAACAAGAAUGUGAAGGAUGCUUUGAGAGAGACCCAAGUGAAAACAGAGCUAAGUGAAUGCGUUGUCGAGUAAAUUGUGUAAUGCCGAUCGAGAAGUGUGCGCAGGAGUGGUAGGACUACCGCCGAAGUCAAUCCAAAUCCGUAUCCGAAAUAGCCGCGCCUCAUAAAAGCACUACAUAAAACAUAAGUUGGAGGAACGGCAAUUUGAUGGCCGGCACGGGCAUUCUAUUAAUAUUGAAGAAGCGGAUAAACAUCCUCGGCCGUAAGGGUUAGCCCCAGCCUCUAGCCUCUAUAAUUAGACUCCCUGGGACGGUGCUGGGCCACUGGAUUAUGCGUGAAUCACAGCCACAUAUACGUACUGGUCAGGCGGAUGAUAUUCCGAUUCUAAUUCAAAUUCAACAACAAACGGUGACAAUUUAUGGCGGCAGCGUUUCAUGGAACAAAUGAAAGUUGAACAACAAGAAGAUGAGCCGAGAAGGCUUAGGAAUCAAAUGUUUUCGGUGGGCUGGUGGCCCGUGGAGGGAGCAGUUUAUGGCCGAUGAUGAGGCCCCGGACCAAAGAGGCGUAUGAGUGAUUAUGUGUGGAAUAUUACGCAUCAAAUGAGUGGCCACGAAAGCGAUUGCAAAGUGCUAUGGAAUGGAUUGUUGGGUCGACAAGAGCCAGGCACUUGGACAACAAAUCAAAAUAGACAGCCUGGCGAGAGCGUUUAGCACAGAUCUUUAUUUUUUGGAUGGCUAUUUAAAACGCGGCAGCAACAGCAACUACAAAAACAACAACAGCUACAGCUAUGCAAGAAGAAGAAAGGCUGAAAAACUAAUUUCGGAAAAUCAAGUAAAAACUAAACGAAAUACCAAAGAGUUACGGAAAAGAAGGCUGCCUGCCUGACUGUCACGACACUUUCUUGUGUGAACGAGCGCCAAAAAGGCCGCGCCGCCGCCACCACAGCCACCCCCUCCUGGCCCUCUUUCCUCCAUCCCCAUGUGUCCAUCCCAUCCAAUACCCAGCAUCCAUUGUACCCCAUCAGCCGACCUCCACCAUCCCAUCCAUCGUCUCUCAAUAGAGAAAUGCUUAGAUGCGAUUUCUGCCGCAGUGCAUGCAUAAUGGAAUGAAGAAAAUUCCGUCCGUCUGAAGCGGCAGCGACUGCGGCAGCACAGGCAAUACAAACAACAAUCACACGCUGGGCUAGCCUGGCUGCUUGGUGCCUUGGGCAUCAGAAAAAAACACGGAGACGGACACGGACACGGACACCAAUACGGUCACAACCACGGACACGGACUCGGACUCGGACUUGUCACACUGCUGUUUGUUGGUUUGCAUUCGGUUGCCUUGGCUGGGUCCGCUUGUAGUUGGGGGGCCUCCAAUGGGCGGCAGUGCAGCAUAGACUGAGAAAGCUCAGCAGCGACUCUUGGUCUGGCGUCUUAAAAAUAGCCCUCGGACAAAAGUGUGAUGAUUGUGGCCACCGCCUCCCGGCCGCGCACUAUAAGAUGCGAACAAUGGAAAUUGCCAAAUUUAUAGUGCACCCAGAAACCCACAGCAGCCAAGGAGAACUUAUUUUAUUUAAAUGAAUUUAAUUUAAUUGCCAGCCAGAGCGCACACAUCGCUCUGGCCGCCUGCACCCGCUCGGUGGUGUGCGUCUUAGCCGCAAUCUAGAUUCGUCUGGGAUGUCCGAGCUGCCCGACUGCUGGGCGAAUGUUGACUUGGCUAACGAAUCGCUGACAGGCAGCGCUGUCCAAGGAAUGCUCCCCGGCACCUAGUCGAAGGCCCGCCGGGGAAGGCCAUCUGUCCCCUGGGAGAUGAGGGGCCCCCGAUCCACCCCGGCGUAUGAGUAAUAACUACAUGGAUAGCUGGCAAUAAUACGUAUACGCCCCGAUGGGCGCAACCGUCGAAGAGCUUUAAUCGAAGAGGCGAGGAGCGAAGCGGGACGAAAAGUGUGUUCGCGAGUGACAAAACACCCAACAAAUAAACAAACCCAAGCGCAAACAAACAAAUUAUGAUGAACCAAAACAAAACCGAGUGGGCUCUCGCGAAAGAUUCUGUUUACCUCCCUGACAUCCCCAAGACACAAAUGAAAACAUUGCCGCCGGCGCACUAAUUGAACUUCCCGUCUUUUGCAGCUGGUCCAUGCGAUCCAACCCAGAUGAACGAUGGAACAUGUAAAUAGCACCAAUACCAGACAGCCGCACCAGCCCCUGCAGCCAAGUCAGACCAAUCAGCUGAACCAGCUCAGUCAGUUCGAGCAGCUGCAGCACAAUGAGAGCCAGCAGCAGUUCUGCCUUCGGUGGCACAAUCAUCAGGCUAGCCUUCUGAGCACCCUCCCGGUGCUGUUGGACCAGUCCCAUCUGACGGACGUCACCAUUUCCGCGGAGGGGCGCCAACUACGGGCUCACCGCGUCGUCCUGAGCGCCUGCAGCAGCUUCUUCAUGGAGAUCUUCCGGGCCCUGGAGGCGAGCAAUCACCCAGUCAUCAUCAUCCCUGGAGCCAGCUUCGGCGCCAUUGCCGCCCUGCUCACGUUCAUGUACUCCGGAGAGGUCAACGUGUACGAGGAGCAGAUUCCCACGCUGCUCAAUCUGGCGGAGACUCUGGGCAUCAAGGGACUGGCCGAUGUCCAGAAUAACAAUCUGCCGAAGACGUCGAGGCCCGGAGUCUCAUCCUACAUGGAAUCUUCGAACGCGAAAUCUUCAGAGUUCGAGCGUCCCAGCACGCCCUCACCGGCGGCCACGCCCACACCCACCCCAUCUCACACCCCCACCCCAAGUAUGGCCCUUCCCCUCCCCCAGCUCCCGAGUCCUGCGCUGAGCACGCCUCUGCUGGCCAACAAGCUGGGAUCGGUAGGUGCGGCGGGCAUGGGCAAUUCUCCCCUUGAGAACCUCUUCAAGUCGCUGCAGUUCUACCCCAGCCUGCUGCCGCAGCCCCUAAACUUUUCCCAGACGGCGCUGAAUAAGACCACCGAGCUGCUGGCCAAGUACCAACAGCAGUGCCAGCUGUACCAGAGCGGAAUCCAGGAUGACGACGUGGACUGUUUUGGAGCGAAGCGACUCAAAGGAAGCAGUCCUCCCAAGGAGCUGCGCCGACUGGACAAGACCCCUGGAAAAGGGCCCAAGACAGCGGGCACCAACAGCACUAGCAAGUCGCCUUCCGACUGCGCCAAUCCCCACCCCAUAGUGGCCACCUCACCAGUCACCCUGGCACCGCCAGCCAUGGCACACUUCUCACCCCAGCUGCCGGUUGUGAAGUGCUCUUCGGCCAGUUACCCCACCUCCUUGACCGGCGGCCACCUGUACAGCAGCAAGCCGCCCCUCUACAGCGCCGCCGUCACGCCCACGCCGUCCCAACAGGCGUCCCAGAUGCACCAUCCUCCGGGAACUCCAGCCACGCCCUACAUAUCACCGGAGGACCACGCCAAGCUGCAACUCCACAUCGAGCAGUAUCAGCGGGAGGCGGCUGCCGCGGCGGCAGCAGCGGCCGCUGGCGGAAUGGCGUUGGUCAGCGCCAAGUCAGAGCCGAAUCUGCUCUCGCUCAGCGCCGACCGCGACAAGCCGCUACCGCCCGCCAACAUCAAGCCGCCCUCCAACUCGAAGCUCUACGCCACGUGCUUCAUCUGCCACAAGCAGCUGAGCAACCAAUACAACCUUCGCGUCCACCUGGAGACCCAUCAGAAUGUACGGUACGCUUGCAACGUCUGCUCCCACGUGUCCCGCAGCAAGGACGCCCUGCGGAAGCACGUCAGCUAUCGGCACCCGGGAGCGCCGUCGCCGUGCGAGAACGAGGCAAGGCGGAAGCGCGUCUCAAAGCCGGCAGGAGCGACGCCCACGGUCACGGCCCUACCGAUGCCCAGCCACACAAUGACCAGCGGAGGGUCGGGCGGCGCAGGGACGAAUGCGGCGACUACUGGUCAGGAGGGAGGCAAUCCGUAUCUCUUCCUGCCCAACCAGUUUCAGAUGGCUGCAGCUGCAGCUGCUGUGGCGGUGUCCGAAUCAUCGCCAGCCUCCGGAGCGUCGCUGGACCUGGGCCACGAGGCGCCACUGGACAUCAAGGUAGAGCGGGAGCCGCCUCCCGCCAGCAAUGGGGCGUCGGCCGGCAUUGAGACCCCGGCUGCGACCACCUAAGGGAAAUAUGUUUAAAUUUGAAUUUUUGAAUUCACCGCACUCACACGCACACAGAUACAAUGAACACGUCCGCCCACACAUACAUAAGUGAAAGCAUUGGCGUUGGGAACCCACAAGGCAGCUCCUUCUGCAACGCGACCGCAGGACCAGAACCCAUGAAGCCUUUCGAUGUCCGCGUUCUGCAAGGCAAGGCUUCAGUUCUAGUGUCAGGCUUCGGCCUGUUUUCAGAGCCCGUGGCAUCCAGCGCCAAUGGCAACCUCCUAGCCCCACCGAAACCAACGUCUUAGACCCGGCUGUGAUAAUUAGCGCAAUUCGUUUCUCGCCUUCUACACACAUACACUCGUGCGAACGCCUUCUAAGCUAUCUUAAUCUAUGUAUCUACUUCUAGCACAAAUUUAAGUUCUUACUUCACAUAGCCGAUGCUUGCCCGGAGGCCGAGCCGACUGCCCAGCAACCUCCGAGGCUCUCCAUCUGCAAGCAGCAACUACCUUCCGCUUUAUCACACGCAUAAACCCUCACAUUCUAGUAAAUUAAGAAAAGUUUUUAUAAAUAUUGUAAUUAUACACCAGAACACACGCACACACUUGCACACAAAAAGACAGGGUGAAGACCUAAAAGCCAAAACAUUUUAAAUGGAAUAAACUGUUAAGAAGCCA
Messenger RNA from Drosophila bipectinata, 5033 nucleotides. The record is from RefSeq and is a predicted model, not a curated record. Lineage: Eukaryota; Metazoa; Arthropoda; Insecta; Diptera; Drosophilidae.